GUUACUCAUACUUGACAGAUUUCCACAGGUGCAAAAACACAUGAAACGUCAUUUCAAUCAAUCCUGGAUCAUUUCUCUGGUAUGUAACCAACAACGAUGGAUUCUUCCGAAAGCAACCAAACCCCUCAAGUCCACCAAUCGCCCUCUUCUUCCUCCUCCAUGGGUGGCAAACCAAGGCCAACUUUCAAGGUGAUCGUGAUUGGAGAUUCUGGCGUGGGCAAGACCUGCCUUACUUACAAGUUCUGCGCAGGACACUUUCCAUCCUCAGGAACCGAGGCCACCAUCGGGGUGGAUUUCAGGGAAAAAAUUGUAAGCCUGAAUGAUGGCGAAGAGGUCAGGAUUCAAUUUUGGGACACGGCGGGACAGGAACGCUUUCGACGAUCCAUGGUGACACAUUACUAUCGGAAUGUCAAUGCAGUUGUGUUCGUUUAUGACGUUAGUUCGAAAACGUCGUUUGAAGCCAUGCCUCAUUGGAUUGCUGAAUGUGAUCUUCAUGGGUUGAUGGGCAAAGUCCCCAUGCUCAUGGUUGGGAACAAAUGUGAGGAUGGCGUGCCCAAAAUGGUUCAAUUCAACGAAGCUCAAAGAUUGGCUGAUGAGAACAACAUGCCUGUUUUUGAGACGUCCGCCAAAGCAGAUUCCCAAAGUGAUCACGUUGAGGCCAUAUUUUUGACCCUGGCUCAUAAGAUUAAGAAUGCCCGACCCUUGCUCAGCUCCGUGGAAUCCACUGAUGAGGGCAUCAAUGUGGGCGGCGGGCGUGGUGGUCAAUCAAUCAAACGGGUGGUCUAUCGGAACGAAGCUUAUGAAAGCCAAAAUCAAGGAUGUUGUCUUUAACAUCCAACGCGUUCUUUUGAGGUCCAAAUAUUGGAUCAAACCGAUUUUAUCUUAUGCACUUUUGUGCAAAAAAGUAUAA
Tigriopus californicus is the source of this 910-nucleotide messenger RNA. Its product is annotated as putative Ras-related protein Rab-33. Gene Ontology annotation, cellular component: endosome; Golgi apparatus. Gene Ontology annotation, molecular function: GTP binding; GTPase activity. NCBI's taxonomy places the organism in Eukaryota, Metazoa, Arthropoda, Copepoda, Harpacticoida, Harpacticidae. Bases 97 to 831 code for a protein of 244 amino acids. The record is from RefSeq and is a predicted model, not a curated record. The transcript has 3 exons.